Messenger RNA from Durusdinium trenchii, 1047 nucleotides. The record is from the annotation of a GenBank genome assembly. Lineage: Eukaryota; Dinophyceae; Suessiales; Symbiodiniaceae.
AGUGAGAGGCUCAAAAUACAUCACCAUGCAAAGCCAUGGAUGCUGAGUUGGAACCUUUAGUUCAUGGGGUCAGAAUGGAGAACUUGGACCCAGGACCAAGCAGAGCUAAAAGCUUUGGUCGGGGUGCUUUGAUCUUGGUGAGUUUGUCCCUUUUCAUUGCUCUGGGUGCUUGGAUCGAUCAAUCACAUGGCGUCCCGACCGAGCAGAUUGAGCACGCCGAGAGCGACAACGACCAGAUCAAAGGCAAUUCCCCCUAUCAGCUCAAGUAUGUGAUUGGUCAAUCACAUCGACCAGCACCCUUGGGCACCUGCAUUGCCACACUGAUGAGAAGACCAACAUGUCGACGACCCAUGGUGCUUUUCAUGAUGGCGUUGCUUCUAGUGUUGACGUGUGUUUGCUGUUGCGAGGUGUAUUCCUGCUGCGCUUGCUGUGGUGGCCAUCGAAGAAAAUCCGCGAUCCCAGAAGAAGAACAGUUGAGAAGCGGAAAAGAGGAGUUGGAAGAACUGCUGAAGAAGAAGAGCAUCAACUUUGUUGCAGACCAAUGGAGUGAUGCAGCUCCCAAGGCUGAAAUCGAAGAAAAGAUCCAACGAAGCUGGGACGUGUCCUACAUUGCCGAAAACUUUGAGCUUAUCGAGGAGGUGGUCCGCAUUAUGAAGGAGUAUCCCGGCCUCAAACUACAUGUCAAAGGCUGCACGACGAGCAAAAUGGCCGAAAAGGACUUGUACAUUGUCAGGUCGGCCUUUGGCAAGGAUUUCAGUGAGGACUUUCCUUGGGCAGUCAUGGACUUGGAGAUGGCUUAUGCCCAAGGGCGGGUGCUAAGUCUGAAACGAAUCCUGGGAGAUCUGGGCAUAUCGCACAAACGCAUACGAACCAGCUACGAGCUCACGAAAGAGCGCAAGAUCGUCUUAGAGUUAGAAGUGCAAGAGGUUUAGGUGAUCCAAGUAGCUUCGCAGCCUUCUGGCAUCGAAAUUGAAUGAGCCAACUGACUUUGUCUCACCCUCAGCACCUUAGUGAUUGUGAAAAAGUUGAGUUGCGACAUGUUGCGAC